GCAGCAAGCUAGCAAUUCGAGCCAUGGUACCGUUAUCAAAACUGAGAAAGCAACUCUGGCGCAAUUGUAUUAACGAAAUUACAGAGUUUGCUCAGAUUCCGUCAGGUUUUCCACGAAUGCCCUUUUACUGAUCCAGGAUUCUGUCCAGAUACCACGAUACAUUUAAUCAUCAUGUCUGCUCCAACCUAUUCUCAAGGUAGGAGAGUUCUUUAUGGCAUGUAGGCACAUGAUGGGAUGCCAGUAACUUAUCACACUGGUGAGGAAUGUCUGCCAUGCUUUCUCCUCCAACCAAGUACAAAGGGAUCCUUAUCAUUUGCGGAUGUGACUGUGGGCUUUACCCAGGAGGAGUGGCAGCAUCUGGACCCUGCUCAGAGGACCCUGUACAGGGAGGUGAUGCUGGAGAACUAUAGCCACCUUGUCUCAGUGGGGUGUUGCAUCCCUAAACCAGAAGUGAUCCUGAAGUUGGAGCAAGGAGAGCAGCCAUGGAUGCUAGAGGAAGAGUCCCCAAGUCAGAGCUACCCAGAAGCACUAAGGGAAGUGAGCAAGACAAGCUUCAUUCUAUGACACUAGUGGAUAUCUGAAAUCCCAAAUCAGUACAAGUGUACCUGCAGCAGAGCUGAUGAUGGAUCAAGGAACGUGUGUAUGUUAGCAGGUGGGUAGAAAACAAAAGCAUUUCUGAUGCGCACGGGGUCUGGCAGUGUGCUUUUCAUGAACAGAGCACAUCCACACCUAAAACUUCCAUGAACAACGGUGCCAUGAACUAGAUAGCUGAGCUCCCUUGGAGACAGUUUCAUUCUGCAAAGGAGACGUACUGAAGUGUAGAAGCACAAACCACACUUUUCAGUAGCCCUCUGUUUCCAUGAUGGUGCAAGAGAGACUGUACAUGAGGGAAAACCACCUCAUAGACACUAAAUGUGCAGAAAUAAUCUUACAUGCCAUCUUAGCAGGUACUCCUCUGACAUAGAAUUUGAUGCAAAAACUUACUUGACAACGGUUGAUCGGGAUUUGCAGACCUUCUACAAAAGUGAGGGAAGCAUGGGGGACGGUAAGGCUGGUUAGGAGGAGGGGAAUGCUCAGGGGGGUGAUUACCUCGUUGACUGUAGCUUUGUAAUUAGCACAUCUGAUUGCUCAGACUAGCAGGAUAUGUUCCGAGUCUCAGUGUGAACCACUGUGUGCCAGAGCAGCUGGUCAGAAAGGUGGAAGGGGAAAGGAUGUUAUCUUUUGUCUUGUUCCUCUCUCUCAGAUGAAACUGUUCUGUAGAGUUUUAACUACCUUUCUUUCCUGGAUUGCAUCAGACAGUUGGUCUAGGCAGAUGCUGGGGAAGUCGGAGCC
Molecule: messenger RNA, 1332 nt
Organism: Mustela erminea (ermine)
Lineage: Eukaryota; Metazoa; Chordata; Mammalia; Carnivora; Mustelidae
Product: zinc finger protein 37A-like
Exons: 6
Coding region: 235-564 (109 amino acids)
Biological process (GO): regulation of DNA-templated transcription
Source: RefSeq, a predicted model, not a curated record